UAUAUUAAUCGAAUAUUUUCUUAUUAGUUUUUUCUCUAGGAAAGAAGAAAAUAUUCACUAUUUUCUCUUUUAUGUUUUUUUCUCUCUCUGGUUUGCUGUCUUUCCAAACAAGAGUUAGUGACUGAUAAUAUUUACUAAGUACCCUUUUGCCUAUAUAUUAAGAUUAUGUGGAUUACAUUGUCAACCAGAAGCAGAAAAGCUGGAAAUGUACAAGUGUAAUAAAAAGAGAAAAAACAAACAAACAAAACAGGACAAAAGAAAACAAGAUCAAGAAAAUAGAAGAGAACCCAGAAAUGGAAACUGGCCUAGUAGCUUCUUUACUCUUCUUUUUUCCCUAUGUAUCUAUGCUACGCUAUAGUGCUUAAUUAUAUUAUAACCUCAAUGCUUAAAAAGAAAAGAAAGGAAAAGAAAACACAUUACACUGCCAAGAGAAGAAAAAAAAAAGAGGGAAAAAAAGAAACACACAGAGUCCGAGGUCAUUAUUGUAGUGGCUUAACAAAAGAAAAAGAGAGAAGGAGACUGCUGGCUGUCUCUGCAGUAUCAUCAUGAUGGCACACAAAAGAGAGCAUUAUAUGCAGUAACAGUUGGGGUGGCUAAACUAAACCCAUAAUAAUCGAAGCUAUAAUCUUUUUUUUUUUUUUUCUCUCUCUCUCUAUAUAAUCUUGUUCUUGAAUGCUGGGUCUAUCUUAGCCGCUCGUGUUUGUCGCUCGUGCGCUUAAUUUUGCUAAAGCAAAAUUCCUGCACCAAUAGCCCAGAUCUCGAGGACCCUUUUCGCCAUUGGUGAUUUAACAUUUGUAACAUUCAUUUACUGGCUCAAUUUUUGAAUUCAUAGUAUGCAACUUUCCUUUCUCCGCCAUUUUCUCCUUUUCUUAUAAGUUGGCAAUUGGGUUCAAUGCAUAUAUAGAGGAAGUGCUCGAAAGAUAAGAGCUUCGGGUUUGAAGGAUAUAAAAGGACAGGCUUUUGUUUGUUUUAACGGGCUCAAAGAGUGGCGUGGGUGUGUGAAUGCUGACCCUUUGAGUUGUUACACAAGCCAUAAUCAAAGGAGGGUCGGUGAUAGUUUUUUGGUAUGGAUUGUUGCUUUGCAUGGAAACCAAGGUACUAGAAGCUUUACUCUGUGUUUCCUUCGUUUGAUUUUAUUAUUCUUAUUAUUGGGGAUCUAUUAUUUUAUUUUGGUGGGGUUUAGAACAUGUUUAACAUUUGUUUUGUCAAUUAGUCAUUGGUUGGUGUGGAGUUUGGAGUUGGUUCCUAGUACUUGCCCAUGUUUUUGAAUUGUAUAUUCAGUACUUAAGCUUGUAGCUUCAAAUAUUUUAUUCUUACCAUAAGGAGCAAAACUCGGUCCAUGAAUUGUGGCCUUGAUGGGAAUUAUAUAUAGAGGGCUGUUUAGUUAAUUAUAGAGAGAGGGUGUUUUAAUACAAUGGUUUUUAAUGUGGAAUAUUGGUCUUAAUUACUUCAAGACAUGCUGAAUUUUGAUGAGGGGGAGGAUGAUUUGUUCUUCGAUUCUGUGGAUUGCUUGUCACCUGAAGAGUCCAUUGUAAACAAAGAGUAUGAAAUUUGGUUGAAUGAGCCACAAAGUGUGAAGGAGAGACGUCAAAGCUUUUUAUGUGAAAUGGGUUUAACAGAGUUGGCCUGUAAGAGUGAUAAUGAGAUUAUUGGCUUGCAAAGAAUCAGUGAGUUCAGUGGGGCUGUAUCAAGUUCUUCAUCUUUAAGAACGUAUGGAGAAGAAGAGGGAAAUUUGGAUUGUUGUGGUAGGGAAUCAAAUUCUGAAGCCAAUUGUAUGAUCGAUGAUAUGAAGCAAUACCAGUUGGAUAAACCAAUCGUAGGUUGUGAAAAUGAGAAUUCUGAAUCUUUGACUUCUGUGUCAGAAUGUGAUCAUAGUGAUUCAGAACAAUAUAGAAGUUAUGAUGCUGGAAAGCAGAAAAUGAAGAGUUGGUGGAAAUUCUUCGUACAAAAAAGAAAGCAAAAAGAAUGUACUUGUGUAUCCAAGAUAUCAGAAUUGAAUUCUGAUACGCCUACAAUUGAAACAAACAGAAUUAAGGUUAAGCAGAAUAAGAAGAGGUGCAUGGAGUUUACAGGUGUUUAUAUGCAACAAGAACUUCGAGCUCACAAAGGCUUUAUUUGGACUAUGAAGUUUAGUCCAGAUGGCCAGUAUUUGGCUACCGGUGGUGAAGAUGGGAUAGUACGUAUUUGGCAAGUUACAUCUGUGAAUGGCUGUCAGAAGUCAUUUGCAUCAGAAGACAGUUUUGAUAUGAAAGAAGGAAAGUCUAAAAGAAAGAUGAGCCACGCCUCUGUUGUCAUUCCUGAGAGGAUAUUUCAGCUUGAAGAAUCACCAGUUCAUGAAUUUUAUGGCCAUUCUAGUGAUGUUUUAGACUUGGCAUGGUCCAAUUCCAAUUGUCUUCUUUCUUCUUCUAAGGAUAAAACUGUUCGUCUGUGGCAAGUAGGCUCUGAUCAUUGUCUGAAUAUUUUUCACCAUAUUAGUUAUGUGACAUGUAUUCAAUUCAAUCCAGUUAAUGAAAACUAUUUCAUUAGCGGCUCAAUUGAUGGAAAAGUUCGAAUAUGGGGAGUAUGUGAGCAGCGAGUUGUUGAUUGGGUUGAUGCACAUGAUGUAACAUCUGCUAUCUGUUAUCAGCCAGAUGGAAAGGGGUUUGUAGUUGGUUCCAUAACAGGCACUUGCCGUUUCUAUGAAGCAUCAGGCAAUGAUCUCCAGCUUGGAGCAGAGAUACAUGUUCAAGGUAGAAAGAGAACAGCCGGCAACAGAAUAACUGGCAUACAGUUUUCCCAGGAAAGACCUCAGAGAGUUAUGAUAUCUUCUGAAGAUUCCAAACUCCGUAUACUUGACGGGGUUGACAUCGUUCAUAAAUACAAAGGUCUGCCAAAGUCUGGGAGUCAAAUGUCAGCUUCCUUCACUUCAGGUGGGAAACAUAUUAUCUCGGUUGGAGAGGAUUGCCGUGUUUAUGUCUGGGAUUAUGAUGAAUUAUGCACCCCAUUAUCUAAACAUAAAAAAUCUGUGAGAUCCUGCGAGCAUUUCUUCUCUGAAGGUGUAUCUAUUGCAGUACCUUGGUCAGGAAUGAGAAAAGAACUAAAGGAUGUGGAUAGUGGUAGCAUUCACAGUAGAAUGCCUUCGGAGGGGGGCACUUCUCGGAGGAGAGAUUCGGAACGUUUCUCUCUUGGCAAUUGGUUCUUCAUAGACGGUCCAUGCAGAGGGAGCUCUGCAACAUGGCCUGAGGAGAAACUUCCUCAUUGGGACAUAGCAAUGGCUGAAGAGGAAUGUCAACAUCAGCACUACGAAAACUUUCAGCAGCAGCUCAUUAAGACUCAUGGUCACACCACCCUACCAAAUGCGUGGGGACUUGUGAUCGCUACAGCAGGAUGGGACGGAACAAUCAGGACUUUCCAUAACUAUGGAUUGCCUGUCAGGCUCUGAUAUUAUUUUGAACCAAAACCAUUUUUUCAUGCUGGCCCUCGGUAAUGAAGAGUCCUAAAGAGAAAAAAAGAAAACAAAACAAAAACAAACAAAAUCAAAAACAGGUUCAUGUUUUAUCCUCGACCAGGGUCAUCCACCUUGCAAGUGGACUCGAUCGGCAGCUUUAAGAGGGCAGGCUUUUGCACUAAUGUAACUUUGUCAAUGCCAAAAUUUCAUAACAAGACUCUUCUGCUUUCCUGGAUAACAUGUUCAGAAUCUGUAAUAGGAUGAGUCAAGAAACUGUAAUAGGAUGAAUCUAUUGACAUGCUCUGUAAGUUGGUAAUCUUUUGCUAUCUGUAAAUAAUACACUUUAUAUUAUACUGCCACAUGUCAUUGUUAGGUCCUUUUUAUUUAUUAUUUUUUCUUGUUUACCA
This is a messenger RNA of Ricinus communis (castor bean), 3834 nucleotides long. Its product is annotated as vegetative incompatibility protein HET-E-1. The record is from RefSeq and is a predicted model, not a curated record. NCBI's taxonomy places the organism in Eukaryota, Viridiplantae, Streptophyta, Magnoliopsida, Malpighiales, Euphorbiaceae. The transcript is spliced from 8 exons. Bases 1457 to 3421 code for a protein of 654 amino acids. Gene Ontology annotation, molecular function: protein binding.